This is a messenger RNA of Marasmius oreades (fairy-ring Marasmius), 1904 nucleotides long. RefSeq lists its product as uncharacterized. Lineage: Eukaryota; Fungi; Basidiomycota; Agaricomycetes; Agaricales; Marasmiaceae. Bases 198 to 1904 code for a protein of 568 amino acids. The transcript has 2 exons. The record is from RefSeq and is a predicted model, not a curated record.
CCCACAUCAGCCUCUUCGAUCAUACGGCGUAUCAACAGAGUCCGUAGUCCCAACGACUCGAAGACUUCGACCGAGCAUCAGUAAGACUGCAGCGAUUUGAAGACUGUAACUACCCAGCCGACUUAUUCAAUAGUGUUGAAACACGGUAUCGUUGUUGUAAUAGCCAAAAGUCAGAGGCAAAAAUAAUAGGAAGGUCAAUGCGAACAAGUGCUGACUCGGGGGCUGAGCCUCCUGUUGGGAAAGGCAGUCAUCAUUCCGCCUUGUUGUCCGACAACCAUAUUGCUUCUCGUUCUCCCCGUCCAGGCUCUAGUACUGCGGUGCCCAGCAUUGUUAAUAUUUUUCCGCAACAAACCAUAACCAUUAGCCCCGAGUUGGUCGAACCUCAACCUGGACCAGAUUACCAGAGAAUGGAUUCCCCUGUUCCAUCCAGCAUACCUAUCAAGUCCUACGUCUCUAGAGCCUUUAAAUGGGUCCGUGAAUUUAACUCUCUGCCAUGGGUUGCUGGGGGCCCGAUAACUGUCGAGUACGGUCCCGCUCCCGCUGAAUCAAACCACGUGUAUCGACGACCUCUGUUAGCCUGGGAAAACAAGCGCCUGAAACACGUCCUACGACACAGUCCGGAAGUAGAUUUGACUGCUGGAGAAUCCCCGCCAGUGUCGAUACGACAUCCUUCGGCCACCUUCAGGUCAAGCCCAGCACCUGAUAGGCCAUCCUAUUAUACCAAUGAAAAUGGACAGAUAUGGCCGGUUGUGGUCGCGUCUCCCCAAAAUCUGUCACCUCCAGCUUUGUGUGAAAGAGAGUCAUCUCUCGAGUAUCUGCCGCAUGCAAAUGGCGUUCUGCGACCUAUGACUCCACCCCCUCUGCAUGCCUCUCCAGGUGGGACGUGGCGAGUUGAAGGAAACGUGCCACCGCCAUCCUGGAUCAACUACCACACCCCUUCGCCACCGGUAACUUUAUUGGCGCCGGACGAUAGAGACAGUGUUUCGAUACGUGAAGCCACACGUAAGCAGGAUGCGACAGUACCUCCUGGAAACAUAGAUGUAAGGGAGCCUUCUCAGUCUGUUCCACUUCAGUCUCCCGCACAAGUACGAUCUCCGCGGGUGGGUGGUCUUGUAGUCUCCGGAAAUCGCCCGCCAUCAUCCCCGCCAAGUAGACAUUCCUCACCGGCUGAGCUGAGCACACCGCGUCGUCGAUCCUUACUACGCAGAGCAAGAUGCCCACUGCCCCCAAUAUACAACAGCGUCGGUCGAACACCACGUCGGGUAUCCAAUCUGGGUUCGCAUAGUCCUGAGUCCCAGUCUCAAGGUCGAGCAAGUAUAGGGGAGAGCCAAAACAUUGAAGACAGUGUGCAUGAACCAAGGAGGAGUAAUGGACUGCGCAGCUCUUGGGUUGAAAUAGUGAACGUGAAUACGCGAGGCACUGACUCAGGCAGUACUGCGUUACGACAGGCAGCAGAGGACAGAGACUUGCAGAUUGCUCGAGCUCUUCAGUUAGAGGACGAAGGGAUUGCAGACUCUGAUAUCUCUACCCUCCCAGUACCCCCUGUUCUCUUGUCGCGGUCAAGUAUACCUUUUCAACGAACUCGGGACGAGAACCUCAAUCCAUCGUCCUCUAGUACCUCCAACUUCCCGCUUGUACCCCACACACGGCCGCAACCCCCUCUGAUUCAGUCCCAUAUUGUCCCGGCUUCUUCACAUGGAUUUCAUACUGAUAUCCAGCUAUCAUCCACCUCUCCAGCCUUGUUAAACCACCCUUACUCGGGCUACGUAUCAGUGCAACCACCGGCUUCAGAAGAAUAUGGACAACCGGUCCAUGCCGGCCAUAAUGGAUAUGUUUCGUCCAUAGUGCAUUCAAAUGCUAGGACGCGGACGCAAUCGAGGUCUGGAAGUUCGAGCAGGAGGUGA